AUGAACGACGAAAAGAACAAGGCGGUUCAGGUAGAAACUGAGAAAUUGAUCAAGGCACAAUUUAUUCGUGAGGUACAGUACCCAACCUGGCUCGCCAACGUUGUGAUGGUCAAAAAGGCUAGUGGAAAGUGGAGAAUGUGCACGGAUUACACAAGCCUGAACAAAGUGUGUCCAAAAGAUUCCUAUCCUCUUCCCAAUGUUGAUAAGUUGGUAGAUGGGGCUUCUGGUAAUGAACUUUUAAGUCUCAUGGAUGCAUAUUCUGGCUAUAAUCAAAUCAGGAUGCACCCUUCGGACGAGGAAAGUACGACGUUCAUGACUAACCAGGUGAACUAUUGUUACAAGACAAUGCCUUUUGGAUUGAAGAACGCGGGAGCUACCUAUCAACGCCUCAUGGAUAAAAUCUUUUCAGAACAAGUUGGAAGAAAUAUGGAAGUGUAUGUUGAUGACAUGAUUGUCAAAUCGACUAAGUCGGAGGAUCAUGGCGGUGAUCUCAAGGAAGCCUUUGCCCAGCUGAGGAAAUAUCAAAUGAAGCUAAAUCCCGAGAAAUGCUCGUUUGGGAUUCAGGGGGGAAAAUUUUUGGGCUUCAUGAUAACAACAAGAGGGAUUGAAAUAAACCCAGAUAAAAGCAAGGCGAUCUUAGAAAUGAAAAGCCCAACAAAUGUAAAGGAGGUUCAGCGAUUGACAGGACGAAUGGUCGCCUUGUCACGUUUUCUGCCAAUGGCGGGUGAUAAAGCAGCCCCUUUCUUCACCUGUUUAAGAAAGAAUUCCAAGUUUCAGUGGACAGAGGAGUGCGAGCAAGCUUUUACCAAGUUGAAAGAAACAUUAGCAACACUGCCGGUACUCCAGAAGCCUGACUUGUCAGGGCGGUUGGUCAGCUGGUCGGUGGAAUUAUCAGAAUAUGAUAUACAAUACGAGCCAAGGGGUCAAGUUACGAUCCAAAGCUUGAUUGACUUUGUUGCAGAGUUAACACCUACGGAAGGCGAGAGGAACCAAGGCGAAUGGAUCCUGUCUGUUGAUGGAUCCUCAAACAACACCGGAAGUGGAGCUGGAAUAACCAUCGAAAGCCCAGAUAAGAUGGUCAUUGAGCAAUCUUUAAAGUUCGAAUUCAAGGCAAGUAACAACCAAUCAGAGUAUGAGGCCUUGAUCGCCGGAUUAAGGUUGGCCAUUGAGCUAGGUGUUCAAAAAUUAUUCAUCAAGGGCGACUCACAGUUGGUUGUCAAACAAGUAAAUGGCGAGUAUCAAGUCAAGGACCCGCAACUUUCGAAAUACCUGGGGGUGGUGCGCAGAUUAAUGAUGGAAAUUGGGAAGAUCAGAAUAGAGGACGUUCCAAGGGGACAAAAUGAGAGAGCUGAUGUAUUAGCAAAAUUGGCGAGCACUGGGAGAUUGGGUAAUUACCAAACGGUCAUUCAGGAAACCUUGCCUCGUCCGAGCAUCGAUUUGGUAGAAGUAAAGUUGAAAGCAGUCAAGUCAAUAAUUGAAGGCGAGCCUUCAUGGAUGGAGCCAAUCAAGGCUUUUCUACAGAACCCUCCACAGGAUGACAACCUGAACACAAGAGCAAAACGCAAAGAUGCUAGUUUUUACACGCUAGUGGAUGGGGAGUUGUAUCGGCGGGGAAUCAUGUUUCCUAUGCUCAAAUGCGUUGGCACCAAUGACGCCCAUGGAAUAAUGGCGGAAGUCCAUGAAGGUGUGUGUUCAAGCCAUAUCGGCGGGAAAUCCUUGGCGUGGCGAAAGCACAAAUGA
Molecule: messenger RNA, 1740 nt
Organism: Lotus japonicus
Lineage: Eukaryota; Viridiplantae; Streptophyta; Magnoliopsida; Fabales; Fabaceae
Exons: 3
Coding region: 1-1740 (579 amino acids)
Molecular function (GO): nucleic acid binding; RNA-DNA hybrid ribonuclease activity
Source: RefSeq, a predicted model, not a curated record